Messenger RNA from Anguilla rostrata (American eel), 6130 nucleotides. RefSeq names its product serine/threonine-protein kinase WNK1-like. The record is from RefSeq and is a predicted model, not a curated record. Lineage: Eukaryota; Metazoa; Chordata; Actinopteri; Anguilliformes; Anguillidae. Bases 597 to 5486 code for a protein of 1629 amino acids. Gene Ontology annotation, cellular component: cytoplasm; cytosol. Gene Ontology annotation, biological process: intracellular signal transduction; negative regulation of sodium ion transport; positive regulation of potassium ion import across plasma membrane. The transcript is spliced from 22 exons. Gene Ontology annotation, molecular function: ATP binding; potassium channel inhibitor activity; protein serine/threonine kinase activity.
GCAGAAUCACGUCCAGGUCGCUGAGGGUCGUUCCCCGGCUCGUUUCCCGUGAAGGAAAACCGGUAACGUGAGGGCGAGACGCUCAGUCAGGUUUGUUCUCUUGUUUCCCCCUCUCGCGGCGCAAGCGGAGCCGGCAGCAGGCUGAUCCCAGAGCAGCUCCCGGUGGCGGCCGUGGCUCCAGAGCACCUCUCCUCGCCCCCCGUGAUGGCUGACCCGGGGUCAGUUCGGGACGGACGGCGCGGGCCCGACGGUCCGGCUGCGGCGGCCGCUUUUCUGCGACGGCGCCUCUCUCUUCUGUAAGAGACCGCUCGCGCUCCCGGGCCCAGGAUGACACGCUAGGAUUAAGCAGUACCAGCAGGGGGAGCCGCGUGCCUUACAAGGAUAACCGUUUAAAAUAAUACCAGCAGGGGGAGCUGUGUGCCUUACAAGGAUAACCGUUUUAGAUAAUACCAGCAGGGGGCGCUGUGGCAGACUCCAGAGUCCUCCAAACAUUUGAACUUUGAACUUCCUGUUUUUCUGGAGAGGCUGAGCGGGUCGUCGCGGCGGCGUCUGUCCUCCGGGCGCCCGCGGGCGGCUCGCCCGCGCCCUUUCCCAGAAUGACCGAGACCCCCGGCGGCAGGGACGCGGCGGCGGCGGCGGCCCCGCCCCCGACUCCUCCCACCCCUCAGAGGAACUGCUCCGAUUCGCUGGUGUGCGAGAGGCUGGGCCUGGCCGCCGACCGGGACCCGAAGGCGGCGGAGCACCGCUUCAUCCGCCGCAGCGUGGUCAGCGACUCCAACGCCACCGCCCUCGAGCUGCCCAGCCGGGCGCGCCUGCGCUCGCGCGCCGCCGACCCCGCCCCCCCGGCUCCGCCCCACGGGGGGGGAGCGGGAGACCCCGCCGCCGCCGCCGCCGUCGGCGAGGAGCGGAUCGCCGCGGCGCGCGACGAGCCCAAGGAGGGGCGGGAGCGGUGCUUCUCCGUCCCGCCCGGGUCGCUGACGGAGGCGGAGCCGGGGGCGGGGCCGGGGGCGGGGCCCGUGGAGGCGGAGCAAGGCGGAGGGCCGGAAAAGCAGGGGGGGGAGGAGGAGGAAGAGAAGGAGGCGGCCAAGGUGCGGGCGGAGAAGAAGGUCCAGGACGACAUCGAGGAGGCGGAGACCAAGGCCGUGGGCACCUCCCCCGAUGGGCGCUUCCUCAAAUUCGACAUCGAGAUUGGGCGGGGCGCCUUCAAGACCGUCUACAAGGGCCUGGACACGGAGACGACUGUCGAAGUGGCCUGGUGUGAGCUUCAGGACCGUAAGCUGAGCCGGUCGGAGAGGCAGCGCUUCAAGGAGGAGGCGGGCAUGCUGAAGGGCCUGCAGCACCCAAACAUCGUGCGCUUCUACGACUCCUGGGAGGGCCCGUCCCGGGGCAAGAAGUGCAUCGUCCUGGUGACCGAGCUCAUGACGUCCGGGACCCUCAAAACGUACCUGAAGCGCUUCAAGGUGAUGAAGAUCAAGGUCCUGCGCAGCUGGUGCCGGCAGAUCCUGAAGGGGCUGCACUUCCUGCACACGCGCGCCCCGCCCAUCAUCCACCGCGACCUCAAGUGCGACAACAUCUUCAUCACCGGCCCCACGGGCUCCGUCAAGAUCGGCGACCUGGGGCUGGCCACCCUCAAGAGCACGUCCUUCGCCAAGAGCGUCAUCGGUACCCCGGAGUUCAUGGCCCCGGAGAUGUACGAGGAGAAGUACGACGAGUCGGUGGACGUCUACGCCUUCGGCAUGUGCAUGCUGGAGAUGGCCACCUCCGAGUACCCGUACUCCGAGUGCCAGAACGCCGCGCAGAUCUACCGCCGGGUCACCAGCGGGGUGAAGCCCGCCAGCUUCGACAAGGUGGCCAUCCCCGAGGUGAAGGAAAUCAUAGAGGGCUGCAUCCGCCAGAACAAAGAGGAGAGGUACGCCAUUAAGGACCUGCUGAGCCACGCCUUCUUCCAGGAGGAGACGGGCGUGCGCGUGGAGCUGGCCGAGGAGGACGACGGCGAGAUGGUGGACAUCAAGCUGUGGCUGCGCAUGGAGGACGUCAAGAAGCUGAAGGGGAAGUACAAGGACAGCGAGGCCAUCGAGUUCUCCUUCCACCUGCAGCGGGACGUCCCCGAGGACGUGGCCCAGGAGAUGGUGGAUUCUGGGUACGUGUGCGAGGGGGACCACAAGACCGUGGCCAAGGCCAUAAAGGACCGCGUGUCCCUGAUCCGCCACAAGAGGGAGCAGCGGCAGCAGGUCCGCCUCGAGCAGGAGAAGAGGAGGCAGGAGGAGGAGGAGCAGCAGCGGGCUGCCCUCCCCGGACAGACGGAGCCUGGGGACCCCGAGGUGGAGCGGCAGAGGAGCAUGUCUCUGAGCUUGCACGGCGCGGUGGACAGCGGGCAGGGGAUGUCUGUUCUUUCCGAGAACGCUGGUCAGGCUCCACCUUCCAGCCAAAGCUCUUACUCUCCUAACACCUCCCAACACAUACAGGCCCCGCCUACUCAGCAGAGCCAGGCUCCGCCUUCUCAACAUAUCCAGGCCCUGCCUACUCAGCAGAGCCAGGCUCCGCCUUCUCAACACAGCCAAGCCCCGCCUACUCAGCAGAGCCAGGCUCCGCCUUCUCAACACAGCCAAGCCCCGCCUACUCAGCAGAGCCAGGCUCCGCCUACUCAGCAGAGCCAGGCUCCGCCUUCUCAACACAGCCAAGCCCCGCCUACUCAGCAGAGCCAGGUCCUGCCUACUCAGCAGAGCCAGGCCCCGCCUACUCCACACAGCCCAGCCCCGCCUACUCAACACAGCCAAGCUCCAUCUCAACAGGCCUGUUCGAGCGUUACCCAGGCUGGGGAGCCCACGCCGUCCUCUGCUGCAGACAGUGCGUCCCAGCGUUCCGAGGCGGCGUCGUCUUUGAGUGACGGGACGGAGGGGGCGUCGGCCGUGGGGCAGCCCGUCAGGAGGCCGCGGUCACGCUCCGUACGCAGUCGCUCUCUCUUCGAGAAGACCAAGGCCAAGCUCAACGUCCUGAACAUCUCCCACUUGGGCGACAGAGUCGCUGAAUGCCAGCUAGAGACACACAACUGGAAAAUGGUGACAUUUAAGUUUGACCUGGAUGGCGACAACCCAGAGGAGAUAGCACAGAUCAUGGUGGAGAGCGCCUUCAUCCUGGAGAGCGAGCGGGAGUCGUUCGUGGAGCAGGUGCGCGAGGUCAUCCAGAUGGCCAACAAGAGAGGGCUGAAGAGGGAGGGCGCGGCGGACGGCGGCGGUCAGGUGGGGAGCCGCGGUGAGCAGGACACACCUGUGACCCCUGGCCCUCGUCAGACAGGUGUGGCGUGCGUGGCGGAGGACGUGGCCACCCAGGUGGUGCACUCCGCCGGCCGCCGCUUCCUCGUCAGCCCGGUGCCCGAGUCGCGCCUCCGGAGCCCCUGCUACGGCCUCGCCGCCAAAAUCGCAGCAGCCCCAAUGAUGUCAUCACACCUGUCUGACUCUGCUCCCUCCAUCAGUCUGCAGUUCAGUGAGGAGGCGAAGCCUGGCACCACGCCCCUUGGGGGUACCGUCUCCCCCCCUCCCUUACCACAGGCACAGGCCCAGGCCCAGGCCCCAGAGGAGCGCCCUCCUCCUGCUCCUGCCUCUCACCCUCUCCCAGAGUCCUCCACUCCACCUUCUAAUGUGGUGGAGGGAGGAGCUCCUGCAGCCGAACCUUCCUCUGCCCCGUCUGAAGCUCCGCCUUUACUUCCUGACUGCCAGCCUGAUCCUGCCACGCCCCACAGUGUCACAGGCACAGCCUCGUCUGUGACUCCGCCCCCCGGCUCCAGCAGCGUGGGGGGCGGGACCGGCUCGGACUCCUCCCAGCCCCCGUCGUCAGUGGCCAACGCGUCUGCCACGGCGACGCAGGUACCCGCCCCCUCUCAGGGCGGGGAGGGGGAGGGUGACCAGCAAGGCAGAGUGCCAGGCAGGGAUGACAUUCAGUCCCUGGAGAAGAAGCUCCGUUCUCUGUUCAGCGAUUCGGGCCCCGCCCCGUCCGACACUGCCGGUGGCUCCGCCCCCACCCCCUCAAACCGCACCCCCCCGCUCCCCACCGCUUUAUCUCUGAGCUCCUCCAGUGCAACCCCCUCCUCCACCCCGGAGCAGGCCACGCCCACUGGCCAACCGCCCACCGUGGCUACCCAAGCCCCGGCCUCUGUGACCACUGUGCCCUCCGGUGGACAGACAGAGCUGCCUCUGGCUGCGGAUGGAGAACUGGGAGCGCCCCCUGCUGGUGCGGUCAGACUGGGACGGUUUCAGGUAUCCGUGGCAACGGAAGAGCCCCCAAGCCACGCCCAUCCCCCUGCCACUGACUUCGCCUCUUCCUCCCCGGACUCCUCCUCCCUGUGCAGCGACUCUUCCUCUUCGCGCACGCCCUCCUCUUCCUCCUCCACGGUCUCCAGCCCCGAGAACACGCUGCACGCCUGCUCGGCCCCGCCCAGGCCCCCCUCCCGCCUCCUCCUCCUCGCCGCCGCCCCGACCCCCGCCGUCGCCAACGGCGACGCCCGGGUGGGCCGCUUCUCCGUCAGCCGGGCCCGGGACUCCGCCCCCGGCCUCGGCCCCGCCCUCCCCCGCGCCAGCGGGGCCGUGCCCGUCCCCGGCCGUUCCCCCGGCAACGUCAGCAGCGACUGCGACUCCGGGUGCGAGGACGAGGGCUUCCGGAGGCAGGUCGACCACCUGUGGGAAAAGCACCUGCGGGAGAUCCAGUCCCUGCACGCCCGGCAGAAGGAGGAGAUCGAGGCCCUGUUCGUCCGGCUGGGCAGGACCCCGCCCACUCUCUCCUCCUCCCCCCUGGGGUCCGUGGUCAGCCACAGGAGGAGGCCGCCGAAGAGCAAGGGCGGCAAGCUGAACCGCAAGAGCCCCCUGCAGGCGGACCCCGUUUCAGCACAGGGCCCCCACCCGGGGGGACCCCUGGACCUGCCCCACCCCUCUACAGAGGGCCUGUGUGCUACUGCAGCCAGCCUGCCAGCUACUGGGACUGUGUCGAGCUCUGCCGGCACAGCGAGCGACGCAGGCCAGAACCAGAACCUGAACCAGAACCAGACCCGCUCCAGAACGGGAACCUUCACCGACGACCUGCAUCUGCUGGUGGACAACUGGGCCCGGGACGCCAUCAGCCAAUCGCAGGGCAGGGGGCGGGGCUCCCGGCAGCCCCCGCACCCGCUGCCGAGCGCGCAAGGCCACGCCCGCGACGUCUCCGCUUUGGCCAGCGGGGGGCACAAGUUCUCCGCCCCCGGGCAGCCGCCCUCAAGUAAGGGAGCCUCCCACGGUGGCCACGCCCCCUCCGCGUCGUUCGGGGCCCGCGGGGGGUCCCUGUGCCCCCCCGCGGCGCAGUACGGGUACCACUCCACCCCUUACGCCGCCCAGUGGACCGGACACGCCCACGCCGUCCCGCCGGCCCCGCCCUCGAACGCCGGCCCCCUGCCGGGCCCCGGCGCCAACCCUCCGCACAAGCCCCCCGGCAACCAGGGACCCAACCUCCGGCCCACGUAGCAACAGACCCCGCCCCUCUCCACUGCCCGCGCUCCACAGGGGCUGGAUUCAGAAAGCACACACACACUUGACUAUUUACACAAUAAAACAUAUUUAUAUAUUAAAUAUAUUUUAUAGUUGUGACAACACUUAUGAAAAUGCCUGAAUGCAGAAAGAAUGUUCUGUACAGACGUGUAUUUACCCAUCAUUUUAUGAUGUGGAAAUUCUUGGUAAAUUAAUGUUGACGGACAUCAUUCGUUAAAUAAUGGAACUUGACAAACGGAACUUGAUGUACUUAAAUAACUGUAAUUUCUAUGGUAAGCUCUAUUUCUUUAUUCCCGGAUGGACUGAAUACAGUUCUGUGUUUUUCUAUUUGUUUAUCUAUUUGAAUGUUAAAGUUUCACAUUAUUUUUCUUUUUAAACCUAAACCAGUCAGCAAAAUUAUUCAUCAAAAUCAACUUGUGCUUGUUGAUUUCAGGUUCAUCUUCCAUUUUUUUUCAUUGACCUCAAUUUGCAAGUCUAAUUUGCAAGUCUUUGAGUCCUGGAGACCCGCAGCAAAAUUUUAAAUAUAUGUUUAUAUUUUAAAUAAAUAUUGAACAAAUCCAUAUUGAAUAAAUGACAUUGUAGCCUUUCAGAUUAAAUAAACCUUUUCUGGGGUACACACA